Mercenaria mercenaria is the source of this 3533-nucleotide messenger RNA. Its product is annotated as dynein axonemal intermediate chain 3-like. Gene Ontology annotation, cellular component: inner dynein arm. The coding region runs from base 103 to 3036 and encodes 977 amino acids. NCBI's taxonomy places the organism in Eukaryota, Metazoa, Mollusca, Bivalvia, Venerida, Veneridae. The record is from RefSeq and is a predicted model, not a curated record. The transcript is spliced from 25 exons. Gene Ontology annotation, biological process: cilium movement involved in cell motility; inner dynein arm assembly. Gene Ontology annotation, molecular function: dynein heavy chain binding; dynein light chain binding.
CCAAUUCAACAACAUCCGGGUAUUUCAAAUAUGGCGGCGCACUAACGACGCAAACUUAGUUUAUGAAAAUAUUUAGUCUUAAGCUCGAAAAGAGAGACAAAAAUGUCAGACUCUGAGGCAAAAGAAAUUUCUGGGAAAGAAAAGGACCAAAAGGAAGAGAAGGAGAGGGACAGCACAAAGUCUCCGAAGAAAACACCGCCUGGUUCAGCAAAGGGUAGCUCUAAAGGCAGUGCUAAAGGCAGUGCAAGGAAGCCAUCCAGUCCUAAAUCUGGAACUAUUACACCAAAGAGUCCUGCACCUAAAUUAGGAAGAGGCACUCCACAGAAAGGAAAGAAAAAGGAGGAUUCCAAAGCUGAAACACCUGCCCCACCUGAGGAGGAAAAUACAGGUCCCCCAGAAAAUGUGGUGCCAAUAUUUUUAGCAUCUAAGACCCAGGCCAUAUAUCACUGUGUGUGUGAUGAGGAUGUUACAAAAGACAACCCCUUCAAAAUAGUAACAAAGGAAGAGAUUCUGGAGGACUUACAUAACAGAGCUGCCAUCUGUGACUUCCAUCCUUUUAAAGAUAAAAUCAUUAAUUACCCAGGUACAGAGCUGCUGCUAGUGUAUGACUAUGAUUUCAAGUAUGGUCAGAAUUUCUGCAUCGCCCUAACAGAGGAAGCAAAGGAAUUACUGCUCAAUCCCCCAGGUCAGGAAGGAGAAGGUGGUGAAGAAGGGGCCCAGGAGGAAGAAGAUACCACUGUGUACAAGUAUGUACCCCCAGAGUCAAAGGAGUGGAUCUCUCUGGGCAGUGAGAAGGAUAUCAAAGAAGAGUCAGUGGCUGAAAUGAGGAGACGGUUGAAAGUUUCUGUGAGAAGGAAGCGUCGGCUUUUUGGUGCACCAUGUGAAUUCAAAGACAGAAAUGUUGGUGAUGCUAAAGAUGGUUACAUUGAGUGUACAUCAUACAAGGAUAAAACAUAUGAUCUAAAGAAGAUUGAACUUGACAAAGGAACACAGGCAAUCCCAUGGUUCCAAGACUCUGGUACUCAAACAGAAUGGAAGUAUCCGAGGAAUGCAAACACACAGUACUAUCCACGGGAAUUCUCUCAGAAAGAACAGGAAGAUAUACUCAACAAGAAAGAAACUGUCAACUUUGUUGAAAGUGUUGGUCCAAGGUUUGAGUUGGCACUACAGCAGAAUGAGAUUAUGGACGUGUUUUUCAUAGACUGGUUACAUCUUGGCAAUGCAGACGACACUUUUGGUAGCAAAGCUGACAAUCAUUUGAAAGAGUACCAGUCUUUCACAGACUUGCAGUUUAGUAAAGAGAAAAAGAUAACAUGUAUUCAAUGGCAUCCAACAAUAAAGGGUGUUGUAGCUGUCGCCAUUGCGGAGAAACUGAGCUUUGAUGAGAGAAUAGAUAAUGCUGCUAAAGUGAUCAUGACUCCAUCUUUGAUAUUAAUAUGGAGUUUUACAGAUCCUAUACACCCACAGUUGUUACUGGAAGCACCAGAUGACAUCUAUAGUUUCCAGUUUUCACCAUCUGAUCCAAAUAUUAUAGCUGGAGGCUGUCAGAAUGGACAGCUUGUAUUGUGGGAUAUAUCUGCACACGCUGACAGGCUUAAACAACCUAGAGGUGGCAACAGGAAUAAAAAAGCAACAGUACUGCCUGGAUUUGAGGAUCCUAAUGCACUGAAGACACCUAUUGUACGUUACUGUGCUGUAUCUAGUAUAGAGAACAGCCAUCACCAACCAAUCACAGAUCUACAAUGGCUCCCUGAUCAUAUGGAGAUAAACAGGAUGGGAGUUCCACAAGAAAACAAGAGCUUUCAGUGUUGUCAGAUAUUCACAUGUGCUACUGAUAAUUGUGUCCUUGUUUGGGAUACAAGACCACCAAAGGGGCCUCAACAACAACAACAGGGAACAAAGGAAAAACAAGGACCAAAGAACCCUAUGGGAGUUCCAGAUACAUUUAAACAUUUAGAUCUCACUUGGAAACCUAUGCUAAGGGUACAUUUGCACAAGUCUGAGCCGGGAGGUGAUCAUGCUCCAACCAAAUUCUCGAUAGCAGAGUCACAGGGUGAAAGGGGAGCUUUAUCAAAAGCAACAGAAGGUGGGGUACCAGAUAAGGAAGCAAGUGUUACUGGUGGCUAUUACCAGACUGGGAAACCAGGAUCUGGCAAGGAAAAGAGGACCUUACAAAGUGUCAAAACCCACUUCUAUGUUGGCUCAGAGGAUGGAGAGAUUGUUUAUGUAGACUGGAUGCCUCAGAAAGAUCAGGACACUGGAAAAAUACAAACUCCGAAGCCUGACUUUUACCACACGGUGCAUGAUGGUCCAGUAUCAACAGUUCAGAGGUCACCGUUUUUCAAGGAUGUUGUUCUGUGUGUGGGUGGUUGGAAUUUUACAAUCUGGAAGGAAGGAUUAAUUAUAGACAAGAAUAAUCCUAAUGCAGCAGAGAUGGCCAAAUUGAUAGAUCCUAUGGAAAAUGAGGCAAUGAAGUCUGGACCUAUAUUGCAAUCAGCACCUAAUCCUGUACGACUGACAGCUGGUCACUGGUCUCCGUCCCGUCCUGGUGUGUUCUACAUCUCUAAGGUGGAUGGUAGUGUGGAUGUAUGGGACUUGUUAGACAAGACACAUGAACCUUCAAUCACCCAGAGUGUGUCACCUGUUGCAAUCACAUCCAUUUAUCCAUUUGCUGUUUCCCAUAAGCAGCAUUUACUAGCUGUAGGUGAUAAUGCAGGAACACUACAUAUCCUUGAGAUACCAUGGAGUCUGAGACUGUCUACACCUAAUGAGCUUACUGGAGUAGCAAACUAUAUAGAACGGGAGGUAAAGAGGCGAUCAUUUGUUGUACAAAGAUGGGACUUCAGAGAAACAGAAAAGCGUGAACUGGAGGCCGAGGCUAAAAGAAAAGCUGGUAUUGCACCGAAUGUUAUCCUGACAGAUGAAGAGAUUGAGUAUCGUCAGAAAAUGGAAUAUCAGGCAUAUGUUGAAGUGGAGACUAACUUCCUGCGCGAACUAGGAAUACUUAAAGAAGACGAUCCACUACCAGAAACGUAGUCUGCAUUUAUACAGCCAUUACUCGUGUAUUUUGGAGGAACUUACUUCAUUUUGAUGGACAAGAAUGACCGUGACUAAGAACUGCAAAUAAUUUAUAUGUGAUGUUUCAUCUAGAUGCAGAGUACUUUUACCUUAGCAGACAUUAAAUGGAAUAUUAAAAAUAGAAAACAGCAAUGAAUAUGUAUCUGAUUUUUUUUUAUGGCAAAAUGUCACUGCAUAAGAUCUGUUUCCGUCCAUUACAUGUAAUUCUGUGAUAUAGUAAAUUCUGUACAUUUGUGCUUAUGUAAAUAGUAGAUCUGGUUGAAAUAUCUGUGUUAUUUAUGAAGAUAAACUGUUGUUGAUUGUUAUGCAUAUGUAUAAAAUUGUAUUUUCAUAUAACUUAAAAUUUUUCAUUUCUCUGGGCAUGACAGUGUGCUGAGAGAUGGAAGCAAAAAAAAGAGAAAAAUACAACAUGUCAAAAACAGCUUUUAUUAUAUGAAUAAACAUCUGAAAUAACA